AUGAUAAUUGGUAUUUAUUGGGGCAAAGGAAAGCCAUCUGAUCUAACAAAAUUUUUACAAAGCUUUUUAGAAGCAGCAACAGCAACAGAAAUAUUGAAAGAAGGUAUUAUUGUAAAAAACACAUUAAAGAUCAUUAAAAUUAGGUCUUUCAUAUGCGAUUCGCCAUCUAGGUCUUUUUUAAAAGGUGUAGCAAAUUUCAACUCCCAGCAUGGUUGCCAAAAAUGCACAGUUGAAGGACAGUAUUCCUACUUAUCCAGGACUAACUACUUUCCUCAAAAAGCAUGUGAAAAGAGAACUGAUUAUGGAUUUCGAACAAAACAAGAUGAGCUUCACCACAAGUAUGACUCUCCCUUACUGAAGCUCCCUAUAGAUAUGAUACAGGAUUUUCCAAUUGGUUAUUCUCUACACUUACUCAAUCUUGGAAUUAUGAAGAAAAUACUGUGUGGCUGGCGUGAUGGAAAAUUCGGAAAUUCUAAAACCAAGUGGAAGAAGUGA
Messenger RNA from Brassicogethes aeneus, 495 nucleotides. NCBI's taxonomy places the organism in Eukaryota, Metazoa, Arthropoda, Insecta, Coleoptera, Nitidulidae. The record is from the annotation of a GenBank genome assembly.